Olea europaea var. sylvestris is the source of this 873-nucleotide messenger RNA. Its product is annotated as disease resistance response protein 206-like. The transcript has a single exon. NCBI's taxonomy places the organism in Eukaryota, Viridiplantae, Streptophyta, Magnoliopsida, Lamiales, Oleaceae. The record is from RefSeq and is a predicted model, not a curated record. The coding region runs from base 71 to 631 and encodes 186 amino acids.
UGAAGACUGUUUUGAUAUAGUAGCAUUUUAAAUUACUACUAGUCUCCUCUCCACUUUCAUUGUACCAAUAAUGGCUUCUAAAACACAAAUAAUAGCUCUUUUCCUUUGCUUCCUCUCCUCCACCUCCUCCGCCACCUACUUCAAAAAGCGCCGCCAUUAUCGACCUUGCAAAGAACUCGUGUUCUAUUUUCACGACAUACUUUACAAUGGUGAUAAUUACAACAAUGCAACUUCGGCCAUAGUUGGGUCCCCGGAAUGGGGCAACAAGACUGCCGUCGCACAACCAAACAAUUUUGGUGACGUAGUUGUCUUUGAUGAUCCCAUUACCUUAGACAACAAUCUGUAUUCGCCCCCGGUGGGUCGAGCACAAGGGAUGUACCUCUACGAUCAAAAGAGUAUGUACAAUGCAUGGCUGGGGUUCUCAUUUUUGUUCAAUUCUACUAAGCUUGUAGGAACCUUGAACUUUAUUGGGGCUGAUCCAUUGUUGAACAAGACCAGGGACAUAUCCGUCAUUGGUGGAACCGGCGACUUCUUCAUGGCUAGAGGGAUUGCCACUUUGAUGACCGAUGCUUUCGAAGGGGAUGUGUAUUUUAGGCUUCGUGUUGAUAUUAAGUUGUAUGAAUGUUGGUAAACAAUUUAGCCCCACCUAAGUAUACCUAUUACAUAUCUUCAACGAGUUUAAUAAUGAGCGUGAAAGUCAUAAUGUUCUAUUGAGAGAAAAAACACUUAUAAUUAGCUUUUCAAUAAUAAAAAUUAGUUUGUGGUGCUUUUGUAAAUCAAUAAUUGUCAUAUGUUGAAGAUGAUCUCCAAUGUUCAAGCAUUUUCCUACUUUCGGUUCUUGAAAGUGUGAUCAGAUUUUUCUGAAUUCUAUAA